GCGAUGUGGUGUUCGUUGGCGCUGGUUGGAAGUGCUAUUGGCCAGAGGUUGGAAGUGCUAUUGGAGGUGGUUGGGGGUGGUGGUGCAAGAGCCGAGCGGCCUGUUGUUGCGCAUGCAUCCCUGGCCCCACCGGCUUUUCUUUGCUGCUGGUGCCUGCUCUUGCUCGCUCGUCCCCAGGCCGGCCAGAAUCGUCUCCUCGCGCCUGCUCUGGCCGUCUGUCUCUCGCCGUCUGUCUCUGGCCGUCUGUCUCGCUUCUGUCAGGUCCUGUCCCUCGAGGACCGCAAGCUCCGUCUCCUGGAUCUGCCCGUCUCUUGCCUCGUCCCCCCCUCGCGACCGCCGUCGAUGUUCUUGCCCGCUAUCGUGCUGGUGCUGCUCAUCGCGGCCUCGGGUUGCGCCCAGCAGUUAACGGCCGGUGUCGAGCUGGGUUGCUUUGUCAGCCCAACGGCCACAAGUGUCCUUUCUGACUACCAGACAACGCUCUCGCCAAACUCAAUCACCCUUUGCCAGUCAGCAUGCUCGCAAAAAAGCUAUCGCUUCUCGGGCGUCUCCAACGGCACCACAUGUGUCUGCGGCGACAAUUUUAUCUACGGCGCCAUGAUCGGCAACGACAUGUUGACGUCCGGGCUGUCUGUCCUCGACUCGGACUGCAAGAACCCUUGUUCUGGCAACUCAACCCAGAGCUGCGGCACCAGCUCCCGAAUCUACGUCUCACUCUCGUUUCCGCCAGGGUGCUAUAUUGAUGGCACCGUCAGCCACAUCCUCAGCGACUACACGGCGACGCCAGCUGAGUCUGUUCAGAUGACAAUGCACUCGUGCCAAGCUUUCUGCCAGGAUAAAAACUACAUCUACGCUGGAGCCGAAAGCGGUGGCACAUGUAUGUGCGGCAACAGCGUCAAUUACGGCGGCACCGGAGCCGGAUCGCCCACACCAGCGGGCUCGGCGACCGCAGCAUCCGACUGCAAUGUCCUGUGCACGGGCAACACCACCCAAACCUGCGGAGGAUCGUAUCGAAUGGCGAUUUCGCUCACAGGCGUGGCGCCCAACAUCACCAUCUCCAACAGUACCAUCGACCUGCCGAUGCUCACCGGCAGCAGUGCAUCGCUUAGCGCGCCAUCGUACAUCGGCAUCGGAGUCGGUGUUGCUUGUGGGGUCACGCUCAUAGCGGUCGCUUGCUGCAUCCGGGCACGGAGGAAACGGCGGUCGUCGCAAGCCCCGGACUUUCCUGUCCUAUCGGAGAAGCACCUGACCAUCGUCCCGAAUGAGAAACUCACCAAGGACUCGUCCUCGACUGUCACGGCUGUAUCCAGCAGUGGGCAGACACCCACCAGCGAAUCUUCCAACAGCACGGCAUCCCUGAUACGCAACGACAAGAGCUCUUCCACAUCCAAGUCAAGCCGAGCCAGUAAUGCGAACUACCUCGUGACGCAUCGACCAAGGCCUCCUGUUGUGCUUACUGCAAGGCCCGUUCCAUCCAGCCCCCCGAACGUCGAACACAAUACCAUAGACUUUGCUCGAGCUGGCUCGCGGGCUUCCAUCCACAGCAACCAUUCGCGUCCAAUGUCGAUUGUGUCUGUCUCGGCAAGUGGUGGCAACGACACCAAGCAGGCGCUGCGACACAUGUCGAUCUACGACUACGUUCACGGUCCUGGGGCCAGCGUGGCCUCGACCAACCCUCUGAGCAAUCACUCGCGUAACUCGCUCAUGAUCCUUCCCUCGCCAGUGGUCGCCAGCCCAGAGGACGGCCGCCCACGAGCGUACUCCACCCCGCUGCCGUCAGUGUCCGUGGGGUCGCUGGACCUUGACUUCAAAUUGGACUCGCUCCUCUCGAUGGGCCGAACGAUGUCGGCACAGUCCCACGGACUCCGAUCCGAUGUUUCCUCAAUUGGCUCGAAGCGCCGCUCCAUAGCCACGCGAGUGCCGGCCCAGCCCGACGAGGUGCCGAUCAGCCGGGUUGGAGAGGUGUUUGAAAUCACAGCCGAGUUUGACGACGGAUGGGGUCUGGCUCGGUCGCUCAACACCGGACAGACCGGGGCUGUCCCCUUGAACUUUCUCGAGAAUCUCGACGAAACCGAGACAGGGAUGGCCGCCAGCGCUGGACCGACAAUCGCCUGAUCCCAUAUACACCUGUUCAUAGACUUUGCGUUGCCAUCAACUUCCUACAGGCGAUUUGAUCCAGCGGCACUUUCUCCUCCGUCUUUUGAUUCUGUCGAAUAAAUCCUGUUUGCGCUCGA
Polychytrium aggregatum is the source of this 2231-nucleotide messenger RNA. RefSeq lists its product as uncharacterized. The record is from RefSeq and is a predicted model, not a curated record. Bases 4 to 2112 code for a protein of 702 amino acids. Gene Ontology annotation, molecular function: protein binding. Lineage: Eukaryota; Fungi; Chytridiomycota; Chytridiomycetes; Polychytriales. The transcript is spliced from 5 exons.